Molecule: messenger RNA, 1625 nt
Organism: Brassicogethes aeneus
Lineage: Eukaryota; Metazoa; Arthropoda; Insecta; Coleoptera; Nitidulidae
Source: the annotation of a GenBank genome assembly
AUGCAAUUUUUGCACGAUGUGCUAUCUUCGAAGAAAGUUUUGUUUGGGAGUUUCUCAGACAAACUGACUAAGGAGGACAAAGUGAAAGCAUGGAAGACCAUCCAUGAGAAAGCCUUAGCGCUAGGACUUGUGUCAGCUAACAAGGAUUUGAGCUACACCAAAGAUAGAAAAAUUGACAACCGUAAAAAAACUGGCAGCGAAGGUGGGCCAGACUGCAAGUUGAAUGAAACGGAUAAUUUAAUCAUUGAUUUCCUUGGACGUGAUACCGUACUUGUUAAAGGGCUUUCUUCAAAAGAAACAUGGGAAAAAACGACCCCCUCAGUUGACGAAAUGGGUCAUGAAAAUAAAGAAAAUGAAAUGCCUUCAACACCUGCCUUAGUUAACACUGUUAAGGCAAAGAAGUCGUGUACAAGCGUACCAGCGCAUAACGAAUCUGAACUGCGAGUAAAGAAACUCUCGUUGGAGAUUAUGGAAAAAGAAUACUACUUAAAAAGCCUGGAAAUAUUCAAACAAGAAAAGGAGUUAGGGUUGCCUCCCUCACAUUUCACCGCCAUAUUCCAUGCUGCGCAACAAGAAAUACUCGUGCAAGCAGAUACUGAAGUUGAAGGUUUUGAUAUUGGCAUUUGAAUUAUUCUAAUUAAAAACAUAAUAAUUUAUACCUACUUAUAAUUACAUAUUAUUAACUAGCAAAAUAUUAAUUAAAAAAGGGGUUAAAAAGUGGUUUAUCUGAAAAAAUCUAGUAAUGCUUGCAGUCUUCUUGCGCCUGCAGGUUGUGCAUCUUCGGCAUUUACUUCCCCAUUUUCUUCGUUGGCGUCUGCUGCUGGAGGUUAAAGGACACGCCGAACAUCAUUUUCAGUCCUUGCAAUGUUGCAGAGAGUAAAGCAACACUUGAUUACUUCACAGGCAAAAAAAAAGUUUACCCGUAGGUAAUUAAGACACGGGAAUUUUUCCUUUAAAAUGCCAAACGAGUUCUCCACAACACGCCUAGUAGACUUGUGAGCACGAUUGAAUCGAAUGACUGCAGGGUCACCAAGAUUACGGUUCGUUGGAGGGAUCAGCCAUUCUUUUAAUGGAUAUGCAGAAUCGCCUAGUAUAAAGCCAUCAGGAAUAGGUCUCCAACCAUCUUGAAAACGACGAUGCAGUGUACUGUUUCUGUAAACUCGGGCAUCGUUAACACAGCCUGGCCACUGUGCACUCACGUAAUAGAAUUUGCAGUCAGGUCCACAAACAGCCAUAACAUUUAAAGAGUGAUCUCCAUGUCUAUUUACAUACUGCUUUUCGUUUUGUAAUGGACUAUCUAUAUUAAUAAGUGUUCCAUCCACACAUCCUAUGACUAAAGGCAUUCUUGCUAAUCGGGAAAACCGAAUAACCACAUUCUGAAUGUCAUUUGGCCAGUUAACAAUUUGUGCAAAUUUGAUAUCAUUUACAGCCCUCACAACAGCGUGAACUGAUCUACAGACACUUGCUUUUGAUAUGCCAUGCAUAUUAGCAACUCCAUGGUAUUGACCUCCAUUGCCUAGCCAAUGGAGAGCUGCACACAAUUGAACUCUUUCUGACAGGGCCUCACUUCUUCUUGUGGCAUGUUGAAGUAUGUGCCCUAUGUCUGCAAGAAGAGAUUCCAUGCU